AUGUUAGGCUUCAACGUGCACGACGGGUGCCUUGAGGCGAUGGUGCACGGCUACAAGGACGGCUUUCUGCGGCAGGAGGAGUACAGCAGCCUGGCGCAGUGCGACUCCCUCAGCGACCUCAAGUCCCAGCUGCAGGUGACGGACUACGGCAACUUCCUGCAGCAGGACGGCCAGCUCACCUCGCGCGUGAUUGUGCAGCGGGCGCAGGAGCACCUCGUGCGGCAGCUGCGGGAGCUGCGGGAGUGGGCGGCGCCGCCGCUCUCGCAGUUCCUCGACUUCAUCGUCUACGAGCACAUGAUCUCAAACGUGCUGAAGCUCGUCAUCGCGAAGCGCAGCGGGCGGGAGAGUCUCGAGCUGCUGACGAAGUGCCACCCGCUCGGCUGGUUCCCGGAGCUCGCCUCCCUCACCGCCGCCGCCGACGUGCAGGAGAUGUUUCAGGUGGUCCUCAUCGACAGCCCGAUCGGCCGCUUCUUCAGCGCCGAGGGCGACUUCGAGCGCGACCUCGACGAGCUGCCGGUGGAGUACAUCCGCGGCGUGCUGGUGCGCAACUACCUGGAGCAGUUCUACGACUUCUGCCGCGACCUCGGCGGGGAGACGGCGGCGGUGAUGUGCCCCCUCCUCGACUUCGAGGCGGACCGCGCCGUGCUGACCUUCGCCGUAAACACGAUGGGGCUGCGCGAGAUGCAGGCGGCGGACCGGCGCCAGCUGUUCCCGAACAUCGGCUCCCUCGUCGACGUCCAUGGCGACAUCGCGGAGGCGGAGGGGAUGGAGCAGCUGCGGGAGCGGCUGCGGCGCUUUGCCGACCUGCACGAGCUGCUCGACGACGGCAGGGGCGGCGGCGGCGGCGGCGGCGGGGACGCGGGGCGGCAGUCGAUGGAGAGGCGCUUCGUGGAGCGCUCGGUGGUGCUGUACAAGGACGCCAUGACGCGGCAGUUCCAGUACGGCGUCUUCUACGCCUGGGUGAAGCUGCGGGAGCUGGAGGUGAGCAACCUGCAGUGGAUCGCCGACUGCGUCGUGCAGCGCAUGAUGCACCGGGUGCACGAGUACGUCAACAUUUUGUAG
Molecule: messenger RNA, 1062 nt
Organism: Trypanosoma conorhini
Lineage: Eukaryota; Euglenozoa; Kinetoplastea; Trypanosomatida; Trypanosomatidae
Product: vacuolar ATP synthase
Exons: 1
Coding region: 1-1062 (353 amino acids)
Biological process (GO): vacuolar transport; proton transmembrane transport; vacuolar acidification
Cellular component (GO): vacuolar proton-transporting V-type ATPase complex; proton-transporting V-type ATPase, V0 domain
Molecular function (GO): proton-transporting ATPase activity, rotational mechanism
Source: RefSeq, a predicted model, not a curated record